CCUAAACACCAGACGCACAGAAACAUGGCGCUGCUCUUGGACACCAGACUCCUAAUAAGAAAAAUUAAGGAUUUAAGAAAUGUAACGCCUAAGCGACACAAAGUGAAAGAAAAAUGGGCUGCCACGCGUGUCAAGUACCCUCCCUCCACCCUGGCCCUGCGACACUUUGAUUCCACCUACAGCAUCCAGCUGGGGAAGCUGUGGCCCUCAGUGCGAGUCGCCCUGCUGUCAGAGAGGAAGUACGGAGCCCUGCUGAAUAACUUCGCCCACGAUGCAGUUCUGACAGACUUUGACGCCCAGGGAUGCCGAGACUUCAUCAGAGACGCUUAUACACAAAUUCAGCCAUGCCUGGAGAAAGAAUCGGAGGUGGUAGCCGAGGAGGAAUCCAUCAGUGUUUCAACAAAGAAAUCUGACUCUGACAGUCAGCAGCUGUCUCCUCUGCAGCUCAGUCUUAACAUCAAGUGCUUAGUGUUUCCAAGAGGGGACAUAACCAAAUUCAAGCCGGCAAGACCGGACACUAAAAGGUUGCUGAGUCAUUACCUGAUGGAUGCAGCGUCUGUGCUGCCAUGUCUCGCUCUGAACGUUCGAGGGGGUCACAAUGUGCUCGACCUUUGUGCUGCUCCAGGAGGCAAAACCCUAGCUUUACUACAGACACAUUCUAUUGGUUUUUUGUGUGUGAAUGACAACUCUGCGUCUCGGACAACACGACUGAGGAAGGUCCUCCAGAGCUAUAUUCCUAAGGAGCUUUUGACUGAUGAGAAACUACGCAUCACUUCCUUUGAUGGAACCCAGUGGGGCCAAAUCGAAAGGAACACUUUUGACAGAGUCCUUGUUGAUGUUCCCUGCACCACAGACAGACAUUCGCUCAUGGAGGACGACAACAACAUAUUCAGUAAGAACAGGACGGGUGAAAGACGAAGGCUGCCAGAAGUACAGACGGAGCUUCUCCUGGCAGGAAUCCUAGCUGCUUGUCGGGGUGGGGAGAUUCUUUACUCCACCUGCACACUCUCUCAGAUUCAGAACAUGAGUGUGGUGGAGCAGGCCAUCUAUUUGGCUAAAGAGAACCAUGGCAUCCAACUCCAGGUUGUUGACCUUCGAGCCCUCACACAAAUGUUUAGGAAAACCUUUCACUUCGCCCCCGACCUCCCCCUGGGUGAGAUGGUCAUCCCACACUUAGCGGCUAACUUUGGCCCCAUCUACAUGUGCAAACUGAGAAGAAUCACAUAGACUCUACCAACUCAACCGUAUGUAUAAACUGUGUCUGCUAGACCUGGAGAACUGCUUCAUCAUGGUCGGGGACUUUUUAAACACUGGACUGACAUCAACACCAGAAAACCAAAAAAGAAAUGAAAAGUGAUAUUAGAACAAUAGACUACAUUUAACACAGUCUCAUGUUUGAAAAUGCAAAUUCAAGUCAAAACUACAUUUGUUUGACACUUUUAUUGACAUGGCAGUGGAGACGACUAAAAUAAAUGAAAAUUAAUGAAUAAUCAAACCAGCCACUGAGGCUCACAAGGAGUGAAACUUCCAAGUUCCAAUGUGCAUGUACCGGUAAGUAUAAGGGUCUUUAAUGUUUAUUCUGCACUUCUUUGGGCAAAAAAAACAAAAGUGAUAGCAUUGUGUCUUUUUCCUUUUCUGUACUGUUCUAUACUGUCAUGGUUAAAAAAAGAAACAUACACCUUCUCUACACAUUUUCAAAUACAAAACACCCGGUGAUAAAGUUGACUAGUUCUUUCAAAACAAAAGCAUAAAAAAUACUCAAAUAUUCUAAAUGCUAGUAGUAAUGUAUUCAAACAUACUAAUCACAAGUAUCGCUUAAAAGCUCCCGUGAGGUAUUUUUUUGUAUGGGGUUAAUUUUGGAGCAUCACAAAGUGAUACCUCAUCGCUUUGCUGGUUUGUACCUGUUCAUGUAGAAGUUCACUGAUAGAAACUGACCCAGCUUUCUUUUGACAGCCAAAUGUUUCACUCACUGUGAAUCUUUGCCACAGAAAAUGUACAACAACUCAGUUUGUCCAAUAACUACCCUGCAGCAGUGGUUACUACCAUUAAAGGUUAUAAUGUAGAAAUGAUCAGUCUUAUUGCUGAUAGUCUUGUUCCCUUUUGUAGGUCUUAAAGAGGUGUCAGUGCUCAUUUCAGUCUGUUUUAUAACCGGCUAAAAACAAAUGAAUAAUGAAAUGACUAACUGCUAAUCAGAUUAUACAAACCAAUCUGAGUAGCUCCAAUCAGAAUGUGUUUAUGACUCCCCCAGUUUUGCAUUAUUUAUUAAAGCUAUAGUUUCAUUUUUGUCCAGUAGGAGGCAGCCUAAGUCAAAGAGGAACGUAUCCUGUGUAUUCUGUGCCACCUAUAGGACAUCCAGUAUUUGUUUUAAAGGGUUUAAGUUGACAGUAGCUCCUUUUCCUCCUGCACAGAGUCAGAUGAUAAAGACUUCAGUCUGCAGAAUCACAUUACUGAAACACAAAUUUCCAUCAUCCUCUGGUCCCUUUAACUCUCCUAUGAAAAUGUGUUCUUUUUGUUCUAUGGUUAUUCAUCAGGUUUUAUAGCUUUGCCUAAUAAUGCAAUAUAUGGCUAUGUUGAAGGAGGGAAUAAUGAACUGGCAGGUAAUGACUUUAUUUGACCAUUUGGCUUUUCCACAUCUGAAUCGGUGCAACUUUCAUUAUAAAAGCUGGAUUGACUUGUGUUUUGCAUUGACAUCACUCAGAGGUGAAAUGUUUCCUCUUAUCAUGAGCUAAUGUGAGAGCAGAGGUGCCUCUUUUUUUUUCCCAUCACACCGCCGAUGACCCUUCAUGUUGUCCUGCACAGGAAAUGUAGCGUGAAAAAGGUGUGCACGCGAAUGUGUGUGUUUCUAACGAGUCCACCAUCCACAUCCCGCUGUCAUUAAGCCGCUCCAAGCGCAGGAGCUGACUCCCAUCCCUGUGCAGGGACGGACGGCAGCCAUGCGGCUCCCAGAUGAACAUUAAAGAGGCAGCAGAGAGCUAAAAUGGGACGCCUCUCCCUGUUUUGCCCCUCCGCUUUUUUAUUCCACAGAUGAGUGCAGAUAAUUUCCUGUGCGAUUGUGAGUGAUUACUGUAUUACUGCGGUAAAAGGGGGAUGUAUCUGGGAAUGCAGAGGGAAUUAAUGACACAUAAAAACUAUUUUUGUAUUGACUGCUUUCGUCUCCGGGGCCUUGAAUGCCUCCUCGCACAUCGUGUGAUUACCUAAACGUAUUGUAAAUAUGUGUUUCCAAUGGGCUCUUCCAUAAAUUUACAUGUUUUAACACUCAGGAGACGGCACACUGUUAGAGAUGAGUUACUCUCUUUUCUGCCCGUCUAUUGACUCCACUCGCUGUCUGCUUUAUUAUUGAAUUAGCCAAUGAGCCUCUGUGCGUCUGUGUCCCUGUGUGUAAGCCUGUGUUAGGGAGACAUAUGCAGUGCAUUAGAAAGAUGAAUACUCUGGAUUUAACCACACAACCAUGCCUCUGUUGUCUUUUCAAAUACAAUUUCAAUGUUGCUUUUAUAAUAAACAUGCAAAACACUC
This is a messenger RNA of Labrus mixtus (cuckoo wrasse), 3513 nucleotides long. RefSeq names its product NOP2/Sun RNA methyltransferase 4 (gene nsun4). The coding region runs from base 25 to 1227 and encodes 400 amino acids. The transcript has 8 exons. The record is from RefSeq and is a predicted model, not a curated record. Gene Ontology annotation, molecular function: methyltransferase activity. Gene Ontology annotation, biological process: rRNA methylation. NCBI's taxonomy places the organism in Eukaryota, Metazoa, Chordata, Actinopteri, Labriformes, Labridae. Gene Ontology annotation, cellular component: mitochondrial large ribosomal subunit.